AAUGCCUUUCCUGUUCAAUAACGGGUCCCUGCCGGCCGAUGUUUCUUCGAAUGAAAACAGAGGAAACAUGGAAAGGACUCGAAUCUUUCUCUCCCUGUAUCCUCCUUAUACGAAAUUUUUAGUCAAUUUAUGAUCUUACCCUAUUCCUCAAUUCUUGAGAUUCAAGCCUUAGAGCGGAGCCCAGAUGGAACAUGACGGAGUCUCCAUUUUGAGAUCAGAAGACCAAAACGAUAUUGAGAUGGCUGCUAUUGCAUCCGAGGAAAAAGUCAUCCUUCCCAUUGAAGCACAGCUGACUUCUGUUUGUAUCUUCCCCAAACAAGAAAAUUUCACUUUGGAAUCAGAAGAGAGAUCAAAGUCAGCAACGAAACUUUCUGGACUCAUAAUCUUUUAUUUAAUAGUUAUGGCAGUAGAAGUUGUUGGUGGAGUGAAAGCCAAUAGUCUUGCCGUUAUUACAGAUGCUGCACAUUUGUUGACUGAUGUUGCUGGAUUCUCUAUUUCCCUUUUCGCUGUGUGGGUAUCGGGUUGGAAGGCAACAUCACACCAGUCUUUUGGAUAUAGUCGUCUUGAAGUUCUGGGUGCUCUUCUCUCUGUUCAGCUCAUAUGGCUGAUUUCUGGUGUUUUAAUUUAUGAAGCUAUUGAUAGAAUUCUUCACAAAAAUGCAAGGGUGAACGGGGGACUAAUGUUUGCAAUUGCUUUGUUUGGAUUUAUCAUUAAUUUUAUCAUGGUCAUGUGGCUGGGUCAUGAUCACUCUCACCACGCAUGCCAUGAUCACAAUCAUGAUCAUACUCACAACCACGAGGGCGAGGACUAUUGUGCAACAAAUGAAGGGGAGGAGACUAAGCUGGUAUCAGGUACUCCAGCAAAGACAAAGAUAUGGAACAUAAAUAUCCAAGGGGCUUACGUCCAUGUCAUGGCUGAUCUAAUUCAGUCUGUCGGGGUGAUGAUUGCUGGAGCAAUUAUAUGGGCCAAGCCAGAUUGGUUGGUGGUUGAUCUUAUCUGCACUCUACUCUUCUCUACUUUUGUUCUGUUUACUACUUUACCAAUGCUUAGAGAUAUCUUCUGUAUACUAAUGGAGAGGACACCACACGAGAUCGAUGUUGGCAGGCUGGAGAGUGCUCUGAAGUGUAUUGAAGGAGUUCAAGAUGUUCAUAACCUGCAUGUAUGGUCCAUAACAGCAGGGAAGUUAGUAUUGUCUAGCCAUGUAAUGGCUGAGCCUGGAGCCAGCUCUCCUGAAAUCCUUCGUAUGAUUGGGGAAUAUUGUGAGAAAAUGCACAGAAUUCACAAUAUAACAAUACAAAUUGAGUAGUAGCUUUCAGAUCUCUACAACUCGAUUUUCUCUUUUA
This is a messenger RNA of Populus trichocarpa (black cottonwood), 1343 nucleotides long. Its product is annotated as metal tolerance protein B. The coding region runs from base 185 to 1306 and encodes 373 amino acids. Gene Ontology annotation, biological process: zinc ion transmembrane transport. The record is from RefSeq and is a predicted model, not a curated record. The transcript is spliced from 2 exons. NCBI's taxonomy places the organism in Eukaryota, Viridiplantae, Streptophyta, Magnoliopsida, Malpighiales, Salicaceae. Gene Ontology annotation, molecular function: zinc ion transmembrane transporter activity. Gene Ontology annotation, cellular component: vacuole; plasma membrane.